UAUCCUCAUUGAGGUAUGUCAGGGAAGCCUGGACCACGCCACACCCCCCCUCCCAGAGUUUUGGGGGUGCGUUUCCCGGCACGCACGGGUUCUGGAAGCUUCACACCCUCAAAUUUGAUUGGUCCCCCUCAGCAGCAUUGGGGCCACCCCCUUUAUAAUCCGGCAGAUGAUGUGUCUCUUUUCAGUUUCCUGGAGUGUGCUCCCAGACCCCAGUCAGGCCUCCUGAGGUACAGCGCUGAGAAAAUGAGGGUCACCGACGGACUCGUUACGUGCGUGACAGCGCUCCUGCUGGCCAGGUUCUGUACUGCAGGGCCACAAGUAUUAUCUGUCACCACUGUAAAGGAAGAUCCCUAUGCCAUGACCACUGGCUCCCAGCUGGAGGGCUUCUGCAUUGACCUGCUGUCUGCACUGGCCAAGAAACUGGACUUCAAGUACAACUUGCACGUGGUGAAGGAUGGCAAAUACGGCAGUUUACAAGAGAGCGGGAACUGGAACGGCAUGAUUGGGGAGGUGAUGAGAGGGGAGGCGGACCUGGCGGUGGCUCCGCUCACCGUCACGGCGAUGCGGGAGCGGGUCGUGGACAUGACCACGCCCUUCAUGCAGACGGGCAUCAGCUUCAUCCUGAGCAAGGACAGGGCGCCGGAGGAGCCCGGCUACUUCAGCUUCCUGUGCCCCUUCGCCACGGAGACGUGGGUGGGGAUCCUUGCCGCGUACCUGGUGACGGCCGUCUGCAUGUGCAUCGCCACGCGAUUAAGCCCCUGUGAGUGGGCCCAACCCCAGACAGAAGACAACAGCUUCACACUCCUACACAGCCUCUGGUACACUGCUGCAGCCCUCACUCUACAAGGUGCUGGCCCUCAUCCCAAAGCCCUGUCAGGACGUGUGAUCAGCGCCAUCUGGUGGCUCUUUACAGUAGUGGUCCUGGCAUGUUACUUUGCCAACCUCACCUCCAUGCUACGCUCAGACACCAAGCACGUCGCCAUAGAGAAUUUUGAGGACCUGGCCAAUCAGGACGUCAUUGACUACGGAUCGCUGGGCGGCAGCUCCACGUUUUCGUUCUUCAAGAACUCCAACAACCAGGUUUACCACCGGAUCUACGAGAACAUGGAGCGGAAGAAGAGCUACGUGGGGUCGAUGGAGGAGGGGAUCCGCCGGGCUCAGGAGGGGAACUUCGCCUUCAUCGGCGAGUCCGCGUCCCUGGACCUGUUGGAGGCGCGCUACUGCAACCUCGCCCGGAGCCCGGACGUCGCCGGAAUGAGAUGGUACGGCAUCGCGGCUCCCACAGGCUCUCCUUUGGUGAAGAACCUGAGUAUAGCUAUCCUGGAGAUGAGUGAGUCUGGGAGACUGGACUUUCUGCGCCGUAAGUGGUGGGCCAGCAGCUGCGUGGGAGAGGGGGGGAAGGACUCCGCGCUGAAGCCCCACAGUCUGAAGGGGAUGUUCCUGGUGCUCGCCCUGGGACUGGGCCUGGGGCUGCUGCUAGCUCUGCUGGAGCUGGCCUGCAAGUCCAACAGCAGUGCCAAGGACCAGAAGAAAUCCUGCUGCACCGUGUUGUCCAAUGAACUCGGCCAGCGUCUGGGGAACCGGAGCGAGGAGAAAAUGGCGGAGAGCUCGGAGAAGAGCAAAGCCUAAUGAAUGCUUCUCUGUACAGCCUUUAUUUCCACACCCAUAACAGCCAGAGUCUGAAAGAGGAAUCAAUGAAUCCCGACGGGAAAACAAAUGGUUCGCUCAUAGCUGGAAGACGACUGUUAUCUUUUACAAGCUUAUGCCAUUUGCUACCACUGAGAAAUGCUUUACAUUCAACUAUAUGAGCUUUUCUUAAAUACUAGAGAAUGUUCUUAGUUUUUAGAAGAUGUAAUCUCCAUGCAGUCCCUGUAUUUUUGUAUUUUUCUGUAUGACUGUUAUAGAUAGCCAGUAUUUUUUGUAUGACAUCCUGAAUCUAAACUGUCCAACAGUUUCUUUGGGUUGUUAGGUCAGUACAACUAUAUUCCUUUUUUUUUUGCAGCCUAACAUGAAUCCACGAUCUGCUAGUACAAUAAAACAUCAUGCCUUCAUAA
Molecule: messenger RNA, 2054 nt
Organism: Anguilla rostrata (American eel)
Lineage: Eukaryota; Metazoa; Chordata; Actinopteri; Anguilliformes; Anguillidae
Exons: 10
Coding region: 16-1629 (537 amino acids)
Biological process (GO): synaptic transmission, glutamatergic; modulation of chemical synaptic transmission; monoatomic ion transport
Cellular component (GO): postsynaptic density membrane; kainate selective glutamate receptor complex; plasma membrane
Molecular function (GO): transmitter-gated monoatomic ion channel activity involved in regulation of postsynaptic membrane potential; kainate selective glutamate receptor activity
Source: RefSeq, a predicted model, not a curated record